AUGGAGCCGAAGAGCCCCACGGAGGCCUCAGGGGAGGAGAAGGCCUUGGAGCAACUGGGCCAGGAGGUCACCUGCCCGCUCUGCCUGGACUUCUUCCAGCACCCGAUGGUCCUGGCCUGCGGGCACAACUUCUGCCGCGACUGCCUGGCCCGGCUGGGCGCUGAGGCUUCCUGCCCCCAGUGCAGAGCCAGGGUGGAGCCCGGCAGCGCCUCCCCCAACUGGGCCCUGGCCAACAUCGUGGGCCUGGUGAAGGGGCUUCGGCUGUCGAGGGGGGGAGCCCAGGAGGGGAGCAGCGACCCCCAGCUGUGCCAGGAACACCAGCAGCCCCUGCAGAUCUUCUGCUCCAGGGAGAAGCGCCUCCUCUGCGCCGGCUGCCUGGGGGGGCACCAGGGCCACCCCCUCCUCUCCCUGCCCGAGGCUGCCCGAGAAUACAAGAGCUUGCUGGCUGCCCUCCUGGAGCCCCUGAGGAAGGAGGAGAAGCAGCUGCUGGAGCAGAGGCGGGCGGAAGAGCAGAGCCGGCAGGAGUGCCAGGAGGAAUUUGCCACCGAGAAGCAGAAGGUUGGCCUAGCGCUGGGAUCCGUGCAGCAGCUGCUCAAGAAGAGGCAGUCGGUCUGGGUCACCUGGCUGGCCGAGGAGGAGAAGAAGAUGAUGGCCGAGUGGGUGGGCCCUCUGUCCCGGCUCUCCGGGGAGGCCUCCCGCCUGCAGCAGCUUAUUGCCCAGACAGACAGAAAGUGCUGCCAGCCGGACGGGGAAUUCCUGCAGGACAUCCAGGGCGCCGUGGACAGGUGCCGGAGUUACGUGGUGGGGCGCUUAGAGAGAGUCUCCCCCAGGUUGCAAGGCAGGACCGUCCUGGAGAAAAACGCUUCCGUAAGGCAGAUGCUGGACAGUUACAAAGCCUCUCUGCAGAAGACACUGACCAGGGAGAACCUGGAGCAACUUCUGGCCACAGCACCUGCUCCGCAAAAGCCAAGGUCACCUAAAGUUUACGUCAAGAUCGACAGCUCGACCGCCCACCCGCAGCUCCAAUGCUCAAACUCCUGUCUGAUGUGGGCCACCCAAUACCAGAAUCUCCUGGAUCUGCCAGGGAGGUUCGACCAGGAAUUUUGUGCGCUGGGCUGCGAGGAAUUCACUGCGGGCUGCCACUUUUGGGAAGUGUCGUUGCAGGAGUCAGACAACACUCUAGUGUUGGGCAGAGCAUGCUGGGCCAUGGGUGUGGCCAAGGAGUCUGUCCGCAGGAAGGGGAGCCUCCAGCUGAGCCCCCGGGAGGGAAUCUGGGCUGUGGGGAAGAGUGUGAAGGGGGAGAUGGUCGCUUUCUCCAAGGUUCAACAGAAGUUGUGCAUGCGAUGGCCGCUGAGCACGCUGCGGGUGCGGCUGGACUACGAGGCAGAAAAGGUGGAGUUCCUGGAUGCGGAGACUGAGGCUUCCCUCUACACCUUCCAGACGGGGCCCUUCCUUGGGGAGAGGGUCCGGCCUUUUUUCUAUCUGGGCCAGCAGUGGGUCUGCCUUUCAGUGUGAGGGACAUCCAAGUUCAUUUGCGUGGGACGCCUACGGAUUAUAAUAGAAUAGAAAAUAGAAUAGAAUUAGAACAAAACAGGAAGGGACCUCAGAGGUCUUCUAGUUGCCGUGAUUAGUCCAGGCUGCUUGGGGGCUACCAAGCGGUUCUGGGCUGUCGAUGGCUUGGGGGGCUUCAACUGGCCGUGGCCUCUGGGCCAGAAAAUUCGGGUGUCCAUGCGUCUUCCGGGUGCCACGGAUGAGAAUCCCUGCCUCCGUGUGGCCUGCAGUGUAGCUGAGAGAGAGAUGGUCAAAGGACCUUUGUAAUCAAUAAAAGCGACAUCUUAAUAUCUGUAUGUUACUCUACAUUUAUGCGAUUCUAAAUUUUACUCCAAUGUUACUCCAAGUUUCCUAUUAAAAAAGCAACAUGUU
Messenger RNA from Protobothrops mucrosquamatus (brown spotted pit viper), 1923 nucleotides. Its product is annotated as tripartite motif-containing protein 10. The record is from RefSeq and is a predicted model, not a curated record. The transcript is spliced from 8 exons. Lineage: Eukaryota; Metazoa; Chordata; Lepidosauria; Squamata; Viperidae. Bases 1 to 1515 code for a protein of 504 amino acids. Gene Ontology annotation, molecular function: zinc ion binding; protein binding.